AAAUGAAAGUAGGAUCAGUGGAGACACAACAGUGGCAGCGCACAUUUUCGCUGAUGUGGUAAGGUGAAAAGCAUGGUGGUGGAGGUAGCAUGGUUUGGGUUACUAAACUUCAGUUUACAGAGGUGAACGUUACUGUUUUUCCCUUAAAAAUGUCUCUUUUUAUUGACCUCCUAAAGAUGAUGAGGCUCCUUCUAUGUAAACUGUUUUCACACAGUUGUGCACACUUUGCUUCUGUCAGGAUGUAGUUUUUCAUUCUGAUGGUACAAUCAUUAGAAUAAUAAACCUGGAAGUUUUUAUGAUCUCUAUGCUUGCAGCUGAACUCCUCGUCUCUGUAACAAAUGUGUCCACUGGGCUAAACCUGACGGAUUAAAAGGUCCGAUGAUUCCUUUAUUGCUCGGCUCUUCCCGCUGACAAACGCUCGCGCGGUGCAGAGCGCGUGGGCGAGGGAGCUGGAGCAGAGGCUGCAGUUAGUCUGAUGCAGACUGUCGACGCGGAAACAGUCGGACCAAACAGAGCACAAUGAGGGUGGAUGCAUCCUCAGCUAGAUGAAGUCAACGGCAGCAAACAUCAGGACGUGUGGGUGCCUGUGAGCCAGCUAUGCUAUGGUUCCUUUUGGAGGAUGAAGUAGUAAACGAUGGACUCAAACAUGUCUGAGGAAGAGUUGAUCAACUGCACCAUCAAGCAUGAUAUCCACCAGAAUGUCUUCUCCUUUGUGUACAUCCUGGUGCUGCUGGUUGGCGUGCCCUCGAACCUGUACUCGCUGUACCACGGAGCUCAACAGCUGAAGCAAAAGAACGAGUUGGGGGUUUACUUGAUAAACCUCACCGUGUCCGAUCUGCUGUACCUAUUCUCUCUGCCUCUGUGGUUGGAGUACUUCUUCCGGGGGGAUGACUGGCAUCACAGGGAGUGGUUGUGUAACCUGUGUGGUUUCCUGCUCUAUGAGAACAUCUACAUCAGCGUUGGCUUCCUCUGCUGCAUCAGUCUGGAUCGGUACCUGGCUGUGGUGCAUCCUUUAAGGUUUACCUAUCUGCGCUCCAUGAAGGCAGCAUGGCUCUUCAGCGCCACCGUCUGGUUGAAGGAGUUAGCUCUGGGUGUGGUUUUCUUUCAGAAAAAAGUGCUGAGCAGAGACAAAACCAACCAAUUGGUGUGCUUUGAGCAUUACCCCAUGGAACACUGGGAGCACCCCAUCAACUACUACCGCUUCAGCGUGGGGUUCAUGUUCCCGCUGGCCAUCCUGCUGGUCAGUUACCUGUGCGUGCUGCGCGCGGUGGGCCAGAGUGUGGGAACUCAGCCGGAUCAGAAGGUCAGGAUCAGACAGUUGGUCAGCAGCACCAUCCUCAUCUUCCUCGUCUGUUUCUCUCCGUACCACGUCUUCCUGCUGGUGCGCACGUUGCUGGAGACAAACUGCGCCUUCAUUGAAGCUAUAUUUAACUACUAUCACCUGUCGCUGCUGCUCACCUCCCUGAACUGCGUGGCCGACCCGGUCCUCUACUGCUUCGUCAGUGAGAGCGUCCGCCACAGCCUGUACCAAACUCUGGUUCAACCCGUGGCCAGGAUCCUCUUUUGCUGCUGUCGCCGUGGCAACGCCAGCCCCUCAAACCCUGCGAGUGACUCACACGAGGUUGCCACAGAUGAGAACAACGGCCCCCCCACGGUGUUGCUGAUCACACACACAACCUCAGACAACGACAUAAAGACACAGGUCUACAAAGAAGCACCUGAACUCCUAACGCUGGCGGUGAGGAGCGGGCUCCCCGCUGUGGACGAGUGCGGGGGAACCAAUGGACAGGCUGGUUCAGGGGCUGCUGGGGCUGGGGGGGGCAGAAACAAGGACCAAAGAGGAGCCUUUCAGGCGUCUGUGCUGAAAGCUUCAAGUGUUGCACAGACACAGUCACAGUGUUAGCUGAGCAUAGGGGGCGGGAUGGGUGCAUGUUUACAGCAACCUUUAAUAGAUCUGAAUAUGACUCCGCCCACAGGCUGUUUAUGUCUGUGUGGGGAAACUGAAAGGUUGAGUUGCACCAGGAGCUCACAGCUCUAAAAUAAAGUUAUAUUUUUAAAAAAAGCAAAAAA
Molecule: messenger RNA, 2070 nt
Organism: Oryzias latipes (Japanese medaka)
Lineage: Eukaryota; Metazoa; Chordata; Actinopteri; Beloniformes; Adrianichthyidae
Gene: gpr68
Product: G protein-coupled receptor 68
Biological process (GO): G protein-coupled receptor signaling pathway; cellular response to pH
Cellular component (GO): membrane
Molecular function (GO): G protein-coupled receptor activity
Source: RefSeq, a predicted model, not a curated record